Molecule: messenger RNA, 2188 nt
Organism: Blepharisma stoltei
Lineage: Eukaryota; Ciliophora; Heterotrichea; Heterotrichida; Blepharismidae
Source: the annotation of a GenBank genome assembly
AUGAAAUUUUCAAGGCAAUUAGAGUAUUAUAAAAUUCCUGAAUGAUCAGCCUAUUACAUUGAAUACCGAAAGCUUACCAAGCUUAUCUACAGAAUGAGACGCUCAGACUCCAUUUCCUCUGAAAAUGCUCUAUCUGAUCCUUUACUAGAUCAUAGCAGCCUUGAAAAGAAAUUUAGAGCUGAAUUUAAAUCUCAAAUAAACAGAUUAAAUGCAUUUUAUGCGGAAAAGAAAAUGCAAAUUUAUGAUGAACGCAAAACUAUUUUCAGCUAUUUCAAAAGUUUAUCAAGAAUUAAUUCGACAAUAGACCAAGAGGAAGCUAAAAGACUUUUAGCUUUAGAUGAAAGGGACGAUGCACAAAAUAGAGCAACAAGUAUGAAAAGGGCAUUUUCUGAUGUCCAUAAACAGAUGUGAUGACUUGAAGCUUUCUGUGAAAUUAAUUAUAUGGCAUGUUUAAAGGGUAUUAUAGCCAAUUUUUAUAGGAAAAAAAAUUUACUGUAAUUUACAUAUUAGGAUUUUAUACCACCCAUGUUUAAGACUGUUGGAAAAACUUGAAAAUUCAAUCGACUUGAGGGAUGAGCUGGAACAUCAGCCGUUUAGACAAUGGGAAAGCGAAAUAGGAGGGCUGAGGCUAAAAUUGUAUAAUAAAGUUGCAAAAGAAUGCCUUGAUGGAAAUGUGGAAGAAGCCAAAUUGUUAUUGACGAGAGGCUCAAAACAGUAUAGAGCAAAAGAUAUUGCAGGAAUUUUUUUUUGUUUACUUGCCAGUAUGUGAAGAAAAAAAUUGAAAGGAGAAAGAUAUUUUUAAAUAUAAAAAUUUUUUAUUAAAAAAUUUUUGUAAUAAUUUUUAAUAAAUUUUAAACAGGUUAUUCUAAAAAAAAUUUAUAAGUGAUAUUUUUGAUUUCGCAAGUUGUGAUCUUUUAAAAAACCAAAUUUUCCAAUCAAGCAAAAAAUUUUUUCUCUUGUGGGAUAAGUUAGGAAUUGUAAUAACUUGUCUGAUUGUGAUUUUAUAUAUAGCAAUCAGAUUUGGGAAUAUAACUUUAUGUCCUUCUUAUCCAAUAUUUAGGCUUACUUUAGCAGUAAAUCUUUCUUUAUUAUCAAUAGCCUACAUUAUAUACACUUUGGAAGGCUAUUCUAUAAACUGAGUCUAUAUUUUUGAAAUAGAUCCUUCAAAUAAAAUAUCCAGUAUAAAACUUGUAUCGUAUUCUAUGUUUUUAAGCGCUAUUUGAAUUAUUUGCUUUUUAUUUACUAUUGGUGACAAGUUAUAUCUAGCUUUCUCUCAUCAUCAUGUAAAGCUAUGCAUUACACUCUUUAUUUUUUAUUUCAUUUUAUGGCUGUGGCCUUUCAAUAAGUGCUAUAGAACUUCCAGAUUUGCCUUUUUAAAACUAUUUUUUGAAUUAUUGAUAUCGCCCCUUAGUUAUGUGCGUUUUAAAAAUUAUAUGCUUGGGAGUUGGCUAACGUCUUUUGCUAUCCCUUUAAGAGAUUUAUAUUUAUCAUUUUGCUUUUUUAUAGAGGUUAACCCAUCGCUAAAUGCCUUAAGCCCAGAAUGCUAUACAAAUUUUUUUGUGAUAUUUUUGCCAGCAUUUCCUUUAUUUUUGAGAUUUAUGCAAAAUUUGAACUCUAUGAUAAGAAAACCUUCUUUAUAUAGGAUGCAGCUAAUAAAUAUAACAAGGUAUUUUUUACCUAUUUUACUUGUAGUGAUGUCUUAUUUCAAGCUCUAUGAAGCGCCUUAUACAUCAGAAUGACUCUCAGUGUUCACAAUAAUGACGACAUAUCAUGCAUUUUUAGAUAUGUAUGCAGACUGAGGACUAUUAAGAAAUUCAAAUAAUGGGCCGUUUUUGAGAGGAAAAAUCUGUUUUCCAAGGAAUUAUUAUUAUAAGAUUAUGCUGAUUAAUUUUUUCUUGAGAUUCAAUUGAACAUUAACAUUAGUACCAUAUGCUGCUUUCAAUAAUGCUUAUGUGAAUCCUGAAAUGCUGUACACAGUUAUAUUGGUUUUAGAAAUUUUUAGACGAACUCUGUGGACAAUUCUUAGGGUGGAAAGAGAAAAUACAGGCAAUGUUGAAAAAUAUCGGAAGAUAGAUUAUCUUCCAAAGCCACUUUCUUACCCAAUUAAAAUAUUUUUUCAAAAAUAGUUAUAAAAUAUAUAUUAUAAUAAUGCAUUUUAUGUAUUAAAAAUAUAUAAAGAGAAAGUUAG